Molecule: messenger RNA, 1603 nt
Organism: Cyprinus carpio (common carp)
Lineage: Eukaryota; Metazoa; Chordata; Actinopteri; Cypriniformes; Cyprinidae
Product: ephrin-A4-like
Biological process (GO): ephrin receptor signaling pathway; axon guidance
Cellular component (GO): plasma membrane
Molecular function (GO): ephrin receptor binding
Source: RefSeq, a predicted model, not a curated record
ACUAUCAACGGCCGUGAUUGAAAGAGUCCCGCGAAUACAAACAAUUGUCUCCUUAUCCUUUCAUAAAAAGUUUGAAGUUGUCGUCAAACUUGGACCUUAUAAACCGACACUGGAUUUACAUUUGAAGAAAAAGAAGUUAUAUUUAUGUCAGCGUAAAGUGGAAUACUUGGCAGAUCUUCAAAAGGAAAUACUUAACGUCACAAGGAAUCGCAAGAAUAUCUCUUUAUGAACUUGUCUCAAACGUCAACAUGUUAUAAACUUAAGCAUGCAACCUCCUGUUGCAUUUAGUACGCAGAAUAUGCAUCUUUUGCUUAGUGAAAGCAUUCAAUGUUGCUAAAAUCCGUGAUUUGUGUUUCUCCUCUCGACUAGUAAAGUUCUGCAGCUGGUUUUGACUCGGAACUGAGUCUCAUCUCAGUUUAAACUCGUUUCAUCAGCGACCCACAAGAGCUGGUCGACAUCAGUCAUGAAUGUGCCAAGGUGCUCUGGAGUUUGCGCUAUGGUGAGACUUCUGGCGCUGUUUAUACACGUUAUGUCAACGACAGCAAAGAGACACGUUGUAUACUGGAACUCUACAAAUACACGGUUAACAGGAGAUGAUUACUCUGUCCAGGUCAAUCUGAGUGAUUAUCUGGAUAUACUGUGUCCACACUAUCCAGCCAACCAACCGCCGAGCGGUCCUGUGGAGACUCUGGCUCUCUACCUGGUGUCUAAAGCCCAGUUCAGGGGCUGCGUGGAGACUAAAGAGGCCAUUAAGAGAUGGGAGUGUAACCAGCCAUACGCUCCCUACGGCCCUGUCAGAUUCUCUGAAAAGAUCCAGCGCUUCACACCCUUCUCCCUGGGCUUUGAAUUCCUGCCUGGACACCAUUACUACUAUAGCUCACUGUCCACAGACGACGGACCCCCCCUCCCAUGUAUGAAACUACGAGUCACUGUGUGUUGUCCACCGACAACAGCUGGAUCAUCAAGACGAGAAGCCACAGUGAGACCAUCACCCGACAGUGCUGUCCAUCCAGUGACAGUCAGACGACUUUCUCUCCUCCUCAUCUUCCUCUUGUUGCCUUAUUUUCUCUAAUAUUUCUUACUAAAACAUAAAAACAAGUGCCCUGUUGAGGCGGAUAUUCCUCUAUAACCAGUUGCGUUACAGUAAAUGCUUGCUCUACUUCUGUGGAUUGCACACACACAUAGACUCUCUUUCUCGUACUCCUUUUCUCUGUCAUUUUUGUCACGCUAUUAAUCUCCAUCCCUCCAUUUCCUUUCUGGUUCUCUCUCUCUCUCCGUCCACUCUCAGUGGCUCCUUACUCCUGUCUGCUCUGAUGAAAGUUCACUCUGUAACGGAGCGACACUAAUCUGCCUUCAAAGAGCUUAUCUUACUGUUCAUUUUCUUUUAAUCCAUCUGUCCUUGAGAGUCAGACAUUCCUUUACAAGCCCCUGCUCCCCCCUCUGUCCUACUGUACAACAAACUGAGCCAAAGACGAGGAGGAUGAAGCUCCCGGUCCUGCUGUUUGUACUACUGAGUGAAAGAUUAGGGACAGCGUGACUAUUCAAAUGUGGGAUCACUACCAUAUCCAAUGAUCAAAAUAUAAAAAUUUAUAUAUGUGUGUGU